Messenger RNA from Phoenix dactylifera (date palm), 1857 nucleotides. RefSeq names its product UDP-arabinopyranose mutase. NCBI's taxonomy places the organism in Eukaryota, Viridiplantae, Streptophyta, Magnoliopsida, Arecales, Arecaceae. The record is from RefSeq and is a predicted model, not a curated record.
AUCGGCUAACGCGCUUCCGUGCGAAGAAGGCGGAUCGCUCGCCGCGGCGGAGAGAGAGCAAAGAAACAGAGAAAAAAGGGGCGAUUUUUGCGGGUAAUUAUUAUAAUAGUGAGAAUAGCCAGUUUCCCACGAAGGAAUUAUUAGGAGCGGCGUUGGUUUGGUACAGUUGUGGAUGCAACCCCCAUCGCUAGUUUCUCUCACCGUUGACUCGGCUCUCCUCCACAUCGCCCACAUCACCGAUCUCUCGGCGAUCCCCGACCCCAUCCUCGUCGAGCUCUUCCUGAAAACCUUACAUGCAGGAAAGCUGACAGAGAAGAUUCUGAAGUUAUUCACGGCAACUGGUAACGAGGAGAUCCUUUUCUUUGUACAGUCCCUCAACAUCAAACAGAUCCUUACCCCAAUUCUUCCUACCAGGUGCUCCGAAAAAUUUUAGAGCUGCAGUUGAAAUCAGUUCCUUUAGUUGAAGACUAUCCUUUUCAAGUUGAGCUUUUUGGUUCCAGCAAGAUGUCUUUGAACAUUAAGGACAAUGAGGUUGAUAUCGUGAUUGCGGCACUCCGAUCUGAUCUCACUGCUUUCAUGGAGAAAUGGCGACCAUUUUUUUCCCGCUUCCACCUCAUAAUCAUCAAAGAUCCUGACAUGGAAGAGGACCUACAAAUACCCCCAGGCUUUGAUCAUCAGGUGUUCACAAAAUCUGAUAUGGCUCAGAUUCUGGGAGCCACUUCCAUCAACUUCUCCGGUCAUUCAUGCCGGUACUUUGGUUAUCUCAUCUCACGCAAGAAAUACAUUAUCUCCAUCGAUGAUGACUGUCUUCCUGCAAGGGACAAUACUGGCACCUUAGUCGAUGCUGUAGCACAGCACAUAGUGAAUCUUAAGACACCUGCCACACCAUUCUUCUUCAACACACUCUAUGAUCCAUUUUGCAAAGGUGCAGACUUUGUCCGAGGCUAUCCAUUCAGUCUGCGAAAUGGAGUUGAAUGCGCACUGUCUUGUGGCCUAUGGCUCAACAUUGCUGACUAUGAUGCUCCCACUCAGGUUGUAAAACCAAAUGAGAGAAACGUUCGAUAUGUGGAUGCUGUGAUGACAGUUCCAGUUAGGGCGAUGAUGCCUAUGAGUGGAAUCAAUAUUGGGUUCAACAGGGAGUUGCUUGGUCCUGCAUUGCUUCCAGGGUUACGUUUGGCAGGAGAGGGCAAGCAAAGAUGGGAGACAAUGGAGGAUAUAUGGUGUGGGAUGUGUGCCAAGGUGGUGUGCGACCACUUGGGUCUUGGGGUGAAGAGCGGGCUGCCGUAUGUUUGGAGGGGCGAUGGGGUUGAUGUGAAGGGUGCCAUGGAGAGCUUGAAGAGGGAAUGGGAAGGCGUGAAAUUGAUGGAGGAGGUUGCGCCCUUCUUCCAGUCGGUGAGGUUGCCAAGGACUGCAGUUACCGCAGAGGAUUGUGUAAUUGAGAUGGCAGCGAUGGUGAAAGAACAGCUGGGGCCACUGAAUCCGGUGUUUGCAGGUGCUGCAGAUGCCAUGUUGGAGUGGGUCAAGCUCUGGAAGGCUGCAGGAUCUCAGGGAGCAUAAGUUGGAUCGGAUUUAUUUUUAGGGUCCAUUUCACUCUUUCCCAUUUAACCUUUGAAGCUUUAUGCUUAUAAUAUUUCUGUGGCUGAUAAAUAAAUUUUUUUACGUGCUUGUUAAAAGCAUGGAUACUGAAGCCAAAGAAACAUUAUCUUCUGGAUAACUGCUGCUGGAUUAUGAGAUCGUUCAUUAGUUUAUGUAAUAAACAUUUCAUUGCUUGUUAAACCAUCUGCAGGCAACUUUAUCACAAACAUGUCAAAGAUGGUUACUCUUGCUUUUUUUCAAUGCUUUCUAUUGUUUUCUUUC